AUGGGCUUUCAAACAGUUUUCCCAGCAAAAGUCUGUUUUGCGUCCCUCAAAUUCAUCCAUCGCAUCUGCAACUGGUUCUUUGCCCAUUACUACUAUGACAUAACGGAGAUCGACGGCGUUAAUACCAAUGAGCUUUACAACACCGUUCAACUCUACCUGAGCAGCUCUGCCUCCAUCACUGGGAAUCGCCUCAGUCUCACAAGGGGACUCAAUUCCAGCGCCAUCACUUUUGGGCUUUCCAAUAACGAUUCUCUCAUUGACACAUUCAAUGGUACUGUUAAAGUCCUGUGGGAACACGUCGUCAUCCCAAGGCAGGCCCAGACAUUUUCAUGGCGUCCUCUCCCAGAAGAGAAAAGGGGUUUCCUCCUACGUGCCAAGAAGAAAGACAAAGCAGUGGUGUUGGGCUCUUAUCUGGAUUUUGUCAUGGAAAAAGCAAAUGAAAUUCGAAGGAAAAACCAAGAUCGGUUGUUGUACACGAAUUCACGUGGGGGUUCAAUUGAUUCCAGAGGCCAUCCUUGGGGAUCGGUACCCUUUAAACAUCCCAGUACUUUUGAGACACUUGCUAUGGAUCCUCAGGAAAAGGCUGUGAUUAUGGCACAUCUUUUGGGCUGA
Messenger RNA from Nicotiana tabacum (common tobacco), 612 nucleotides. Its product is annotated as AAA-ATPase At5g57480-like. NCBI's taxonomy places the organism in Eukaryota, Viridiplantae, Streptophyta, Magnoliopsida, Solanales, Solanaceae. The record is from RefSeq and is a predicted model, not a curated record.